This is a messenger RNA of Zingiber officinale, 1523 nucleotides long. Its product is annotated as patatin-like protein 3. Lineage: Eukaryota; Viridiplantae; Streptophyta; Magnoliopsida; Zingiberales; Zingiberaceae. The record is from RefSeq and is a predicted model, not a curated record. Gene Ontology annotation, biological process: lipid metabolic process. The coding region runs from base 80 to 1312 and encodes 410 amino acids. The transcript has 3 exons.
CUACGAUCCGACACCGUCGCAUGGUAAAUAAACCCGGUUUGACUCGGUUUGGACCGUUUGCGGCUCGAUAGCUCCGCCGAUGGCAUCGAUGGACGCCGACAAGCUCAGCUACGAGAUCUUCUCCAUCCUCGAGAGCAAAUUCCUUUUCAGCGGGUCGCCGGCGAUCGCAGGAGUAUCCGGGGGGAGGGUCCGCAUACUCUCCAUCGACGGAGGGGACCGCCCCUCCGACGCCCUUCUCGCCGCCGCCGCCCUCGCACGGCUCGAAUCCUCCCUUCGUGUCCGCACAGGCGAUCCCUCCGCCAGCGUAGCCGACCUCUUCGACGUCGCCGCUGGAUCCGGCGCCGGCGGCGUCCUCGCCGCGAUGCUCUUCACCAAGGGCCCCGACGGCCGCCCGCUCCUCUCCGUCGCUAAAGCCCUCCGCCUCCUCGCGGCCGAGAGCCGCCGCCGCGGGGGGCGCGGAUUCGGCACCUCCGGCCUCCUCCGCCGCCGGCCCGGCGGGUUCUUCCGCCGGGUGUUCGGGGACGCGACGCUGAGGGACGCCGUGAAGCCGGUGCUGAUCCCCUGCUACGACCUCGCGACGGCGGCCCCCUUUCUCUUCUCGCGGGCCGACGCCGUGGAAGCGGACGGGUUUGACUUCCGGGUGUGGGAGGUGUGCGCCGCCACGUGUGCCGGAUCCUCGGCGAUGGAGCUCCGGUCGGUGGACGGGCGGACGCGCGUCUCCGCCGUGGGCGGCCGUGUCGCGAUGGCCAACCCCACCGCCGCCGCCAUCACUCACGUUCUGCUCAACAAGCAGGAGUUCCCCUUCGCCUGCGGAGUGGAGGACCUCCUCGUCGUCUCUCUGGGAGCCGCUCCGGCUGAACCCUCCGCCGUCGGCGGGGCAGAACUCCUCCGGAUCACCGGCGAGUGCGUCGCCGACAUGGUGGAUCAAACCGUGGCCAUGGCAUUUGGAAAUCUUAGAACAAGCAAUUACAUUCGCAUCCAGGCCAAUGGUUUCACGUCUGGAAAUUGCUCAUCCAAGUCAAAGAACUUGUUGCAAUCAGUGGAAGACAUGCUUCUGCAGAGAAAUAUGGAGUCCUCCCUCUUCAGAGGGAAAAAGAUCUCUCAACAGAGUCAUUCAGACAAGCUCGACCAAAUCGUAGUCGAACUGAUCGAAGAGGAAGAGAAAAGGAAGAAGAGCUCGAUCCCGCUCGUGGUGAUUAAGCAAGCGGCGACGACCUCACAAAUGUCCUCGCCGUGUCCCUUUAGCCAAACGGACGGCAGCUCUUCCUCUUCUUCCUCCGCAAAGAUGAAGCUCAGUGAACCAUUGACAUAAGCAACAAGCUUUCCUCUGUGAAGAUGAGGCGCAACGAGCCUUCCAUCGAGUACGCGCGGGCAGUGAAGAGUAGCAAGCCUUCCUCGAGGCGAUACAGAACCUUAACAUCGACGAGCCAUCAAACAUGCUCUCAGACAACUAAACUAUAGACAUUAGCAAAAUUGUAUGUAAUGUGUCAAAUUAAUGAUAUGCUAAAUUUGUUUAAAUUAAA